Molecule: messenger RNA, 1282 nt
Organism: Camarhynchus parvulus
Lineage: Eukaryota; Metazoa; Chordata; Aves; Passeriformes; Thraupidae
Gene: ASPA
Product: aspartoacylase
Exons: 6
Coding region: 163-1104 (313 amino acids)
Molecular function (GO): hydrolase activity, acting on ester bonds; hydrolase activity, acting on carbon-nitrogen (but not peptide) bonds, in linear amides
Source: RefSeq, a predicted model, not a curated record
GGGAGGUUGGAAAAUCCCGCCUCAAAACUGAGUUGAGAACUGUUGGGAGAAAUCCACUCACUUUUUCUUUUGCGUCUGACCUAACUAGAAGAAAGACUCUCCUACUGGAAAGAAUUUAUUUUAUUUUUUUCCCCCCCUCAGAGAGAAAAGUUUUCCUGGAGCAUGAGCUCCCCGUGUGCCCGGGUGAGACGGGUCGGGCUCUUCGGGGGCACUCACGGCAAUGAAUUAUCGGGGGUGCUGCUGGUCAGGCACUGGCAGCAGGAUGGAGCUGAGAUCCAGAGAGCAGGAGUGCAGGUGAAACCAUUCCUCACCAACCCCAGGGCUGUGGAGAGGUGCACCAGGUACAUUGACUGUGAUCUCAACCGGGUUUUUGACCCCGAGAGCCUUGGCAGGCCAGUGGUGGAAGAUAUUCCAUAUGAAGUGAGGAGGGCUCAGGAAAUCAAUCAUAUAUUUGGUCCCAAAGGUAGUGAUGAUGCCUAUGACCUUAUUUUUGACCUUCACAACACCACUUCUAACAUGGGUGGUACCAUUAUUCUUGAAAACUCCAGGGAUGACUUUACAAUUCAAAUGGUUCAUUAUAUCAAGAACGCUUUGGCUCCAGAACCUUGUCCUGCUCUGCUGAUUGAACAUCCCAGCCUGAAAUAUGCAACAACUCGCUCUGUGGCAAAACAUCCUGUUGGUGUGGAGGUGGGGCCCCAGCCACAAGGUGUUGCCAGAGCUGAUGUUUUGGACAAAAUGAGGAAGAUUGUCAAACAUGGCCUUGAUUUUGUGCAACUUUUUAAUGAAGGCAAGGAAUUUCCACCAUGCACAAUUGAAGUUUUUAAAAUAAUGGAGAAAGUAGAUUAUCCCAGGAAUAAGAAUGGUGAAAUUAUUGCAAUAAUUCAUCCUAAACUACAGGAUCAAGACUGGCAGCCACUGAAGAAUGGUGAUCCUCAAUUUUUGACUCUUGAUGGAGAAGUUAUUCCAUAUCAGGGGGACUGUACAGUCUAUCCAACAUUUAUUAAUGAAGCUGCAUAUUAUGAAAAGAAACAAGCUUUUGUAAAAACAGAGAAAAUCAAACUCUCUGCAAAACACCUCAGGUUGUCAGAGAAGAGCACUUCUUAAGAGCUUUGUUCAUAUAAAAAGUGAGUUUCUUUGUGAAGUCCAGGGUCAUUCAGUAGUUACUUGUGGGAUACAUAAAUGCAGAAUCCAAUUUUAAAUUGUAAUUUAAUUAACCUUGCUGAGCACUUUGAGAUCUAUUGUCAUAAUCCUGAUUAUGACUCUGUUUAUUGUUCUAAUAGAC